AUGAGGAGAGGAAAACAAGAUCAGCGGCAGACGCGCACGAUGUUCGGAAACAUCUUCGGCGCGAAUCUCAGCAAGGUUGGCGCCGACGGUUUUAACUCGCUGGUCCGCCGGCAGAUGGGUGUCCAGAAUUUCACGUAUGCGUACAAUCAGAUGGGCGUCGUAGCGACCCUCCGCCUGGCGAAUGCUGGGCUUACCGACAACCUGACCGCCUGGCAGCGGUUCCUGCCAUCCGGACCGAUCGCUUUACUGCCGUUAAGUGAUGAUAUGAGCUCCCUGGUGUGGUCAACCGGUGUUGCUGAGGCGAAACGUCUACUUCAGCUCGACGCCAGCUCGUUCGUUGCCGCUGUUAAUGCCGCUUUCCAUAAACCGAUGCCCCGGAAUACCAUCGUGGAUGACGUGAUGAAGAGUGUCAAUGCGCUGCUUAAACAAUCCACUGGCCAGCGGCUUGAGGCGGCACCGGUUGUUGAGGGGGAAAUUCCCACAUCCAGGGCUGCGUUUCCUUUAGGGCUUGGCCACACCAGUACGUACGCCGGGCAGGGUGUCUGUCUCAUCGGGGAUGCCGCCCAUCGAGUACAUCCGCUUGCCGGCCAGGGUGUAAAUCUAGGUUUCGGUGACGUGCAGACGCUGGUAGACAUCUUAGCUGAAGCGAAUUACUCCGGUAUGGGGAUUAGCAACAUUAACGACUUAAUUCGGUACGAGCAGCAACGACUGCGACACAACGUGCCGGUGUUGCUGACGACACACGGUUUGCAACAGCUCUACACGACCGAUUUCCCAGCGACGGUUGCGAUCCGCAGUAUUGGGCUUACGCUGACCAACGCCUUCCCCCCGGUGAAGAAAUUCCUUAUGAACUACGCGAUGUCCUAG
Messenger RNA from Anopheles nili, 867 nucleotides. It is a transcript of the gene Coq6, whose product is annotated as ubiquinone biosynthesis monooxygenase COQ6, mitochondrial. Gene Ontology annotation, molecular function: oxidoreductase activity, acting on paired donors, with incorporation or reduction of molecular oxygen, NAD(P)H as one donor, and incorporation of one atom of oxygen; FAD binding. The coding region runs from base 1 to 867 and encodes 288 amino acids. The record is from RefSeq and is a predicted model, not a curated record. Lineage: Eukaryota; Metazoa; Arthropoda; Insecta; Diptera; Culicidae. Gene Ontology annotation, cellular component: mitochondrion. Gene Ontology annotation, biological process: ubiquinone biosynthetic process. The transcript has 5 exons.